This is a messenger RNA of Staurois parvus, 2961 nucleotides long. The record is from the annotation of a GenBank genome assembly. Lineage: Eukaryota; Metazoa; Chordata; Amphibia; Anura; Ranidae.
AUGAAGUUAAUGAAUCUGAAGCAGGCCAUCCUGCAGGCCUGGAAGGAGAGAUGGAGCGACUACCAAUGGGCUAUCAAUAUGAAGAGAUUCUUUCCCAAAGGAGUAACAUGGGACAUCUUGAACCUAGCAGAAGCACUUUUGGACCAGGCCAUGAUUGGACCAGCGCCCAACCCUCUGAUAUUGUCUUACCUCAAGUAUGCUAUCAACUCUCAGAUGGUAUCUUAUGCUACUGUAUUGACUGCCAUCAGCAAGUUUGAUGACUUCUCCAGAGACCUUUGUGUCCAGGCCCUACUGGAAAUCAUGGACAUGUUCUGUGACAAUCUAAGCUGUCAUGGUAAAGCAGAAGAAUGCAUCAGCAUGUGUCGGGCUCUCAUGAAUGCUGUGAACUGGCUUCUAAGAUGUUGUACAUACUAUAUGGAAAAACUGAAGGAAAUACUGGAUCCAGUGAUUGGGGAAUGUCAGCUUUCCAUGUGCUUGAAGAGACUGGAGUCCAUCCUUAGCAGCACUAAGAACCGUGCACUCAUCCAUAUUGCCAAACUGGAGGAACCAACCUCCUGGGCAUCUGUGGAGCAGUCAUUGCUGCGACUGGCCGAUUGUAUAAGUCUCCUUCCCAGCAUUCAGCUACGAAGCCAGGCAGAAGAUUGUGUGUCGUUAAUCAGGAGCAUUCCAUCCAUGCUUUCCUCACACUCUGAGCAGCUACACUGCACGGGUUUCCCCACAGUUCAUGCUGUUGUGAUGUUAGAAGGCACAAUGAACCUUACAGGGGAGGCACAGCCAUUUGUGGAGCAACUGAACACAGUGAGAAGAAUGCAGCGGAUUCCGUCUCAUCUCUUCCUCCUCGAGGUCUGGAAGGCAUGCAUUGUAGGGUUAAUUGAAUCACCUGCAGGAACUGAUGAGCUGAAAUGGACUGCAUUUACUUUUCUCAAAAUCCCACAAGUGCUGUCUAAGCUGAAGAAAUUCUGGCAGGUAGAUCAGGACUUCAAUGAGGAUUUGAACACCGCAUUUGAGUAUUUACUCAAGCUAACCCCACUCUUAGAUAAAGCUGAUCAGAGGUGCAACUGUGAUUGUGUUAGCCUGCUGCUUCAGGAAUGUCACAAGCUGAGUUUACUGUCUGACCAUCAUUUGGAAAACCUUAUCUCUAAAAGAACCGCAGACCGAGAGCAAGCUCCACGCUCUACAGAGAGCUCUGCCAUCCAGCCUAAUCCAGGACUAAUCCUCAGAGCAGAGCCCACUGUCACCAACAUCCUGAAGACAAUGGAUGCUGAUCAUUCCAAGUCCCCUGAAGGUCUUCUGGGGGUUUUAGGCCAUAUGUUAACCGGAAAGAGUUUGGAUCUGCUGCUAGCAGCUGCGGCUGCUACUGGAAAAUUGAAGUCUUUUGCCCGUAAAUUCAUUCAACUGAAUGAAUUUACGCGACACAUCGGUACUGAAGGCUCAAAAGCUGCAUCCACCCGUGCCCUGUUGUUUGACAUUUCUUUCUUGAUGCUGUGUCAUGUAGCACAGACCUAUGGCUCAGAGAUGAUCCUGUCGGAUGGAAGUACUGGUUCAGAGACCCCUUUCUUUGAAAGUUGGAUGCAAACUUGUAUGCCGGGAGAGGGCAAAGUCUUGAAUCCAGAGCACCCCUGUUUCCGCCAUCCUGAUAUCCCCAAAGUAGAAGCCUUAGUGGCACUUCUUAACACAUCCACAGAGAUGAAGCUAAUUCAGACAAAAUGGCAUGAGGUUUGUCUCAGCAUUCCAGCUGCAAUCCUAGAGGUACAUAAUGCCUGGGAGAAUGGAGUCUUGUCAUUUGAAGCCAUUCAGAAAAUCACAGAUAAUAUUAAAGGGAAGGUUUGCAGCCUGGCUGUGUGUGCUGUAGCCUGGCUGGUGGCUCAUGUCCGGAUGUUGGGUCUAGAUGAGCGGGACAAGUCUUUGCAGAUGAUUCGGCAGCUGGGAACACCCAUGUAUGGAGACAACAUUCUGCAGUUUUACAAUGAGCGAGUCAUUAUCAUGAGUUCCAUCCUGGAGAACAUGUGCUCUGAAGUCCUACAGCAGACAGCCACACAGAUCAAAUUUGCAGUAACGGGUAGUGAGCCUGUGCCAUAUGUUCACCGGCUGCCCCCAAAGAAGCCAAUUAAAGAAGUCUUACAUGGAGCCUUCACCACCACUUUAGAGAAAGGCUGGGUGGACAUCCGAUCUUUGCACAUCUUUGACACACUGCUUCAGAUGGGAGGUGUCUACUGGUUCUGCAACAACUUAGUUAAGGAACUUCUGAAAGAAACCCGCCUGGAAUUUGCAGUGCGAGCUGUAGAACUACUCUAUGCUAUCUUCUCUCUGGACAUGCAGCAGCUGACGCUCACCCUCCUGGGACAUGUGCUGCCCUCCCUUCUCACAGACUCUGCCAAAUGGCACACAUUAAUGGAUCCGCCAGGCCGGGCUUUGGCUAAGUUAUCUGUUUGGUGCGCUAUGACUUCUUACUCCACCCAAAACAAAGGACAGCCCUCCCCACGGCAAAGGAAAAGACACCGAGAAGACAUUGAGGGAUACAGUAGUCUGUUUCCUCUGGAUGACACCCAGCAAUCCAAACUGAUGCGACUCCUGAGCUCCACUGAAGAGGAACCAGCGGUACCAGCCAACCCUGCUGAACGUCCUAUGAACAGCUCUCUCUCUGCCUCGCAGAUCCACAACAUCAGCUCCAAAGAACCAUUGAACAGAGUGCUUGCCAACCUUUUCCUGUUGAUCUCAUCCAUUCUGGGAGCGCGGACAGCUGGCUCCCACACCCAGUUUGUACAGUGGUUUAUGGAGGAGUGCGUGGAGAGCCUUGAGCCAGGAGGGAAAGGCGGGAUCCUACAGUUUAUGCCUUUCAGCAUGGUUUCUGAGUUGGUUAAAGUCUCCACCUUAUCAAGCCCCAAAAUUGUGCUGGCAAUCACAGACCUGACACUCCCUCUUGGAAGAAGAGUAGCUGCCAAAGCUCUGACCGCUCUAUGA